Schistosoma mattheei is the source of this 363-nucleotide messenger RNA. The record is from the annotation of a GenBank genome assembly. Lineage: Eukaryota; Metazoa; Platyhelminthes; Trematoda; Strigeidida; Schistosomatidae.
AUGAAUAUUCGAGAUAGUAGUGAUUUUUCUAGUACACUAUCUAGUUUAAAUAAUGGUAGUACUCAAAGUGUAAGUAAUUCACGAGUACUAAUCAAUCAGAAAUCAUUGGAUUCUGAUCUAGGCUUGAGUAUUUCAUCGAACAUUGAUGGUCGUAAAAUUUUCAACUCUCAUUUAUCUGGUUUUAAAUUUGAUAAAAGAUUCAGUAGAAAUUCCCUUGAUUUUAAUCCGUGCAAUAUUAUGUCAAACGAAAAAGAAAUAAUUUCUAACAUUGGAGUAGAACAAUUACAUGAUAAUCAAUUAGCACUAAGUCAGAGUUCACUUAAACCAAUUAAACAUUGGCAUACCAUUCGAGGCACGUUUUAG